UGAUACUAGUUCGCCUGUCUUCCCAAGUGAUAUGUAAAAAUUUUCGGAGACACCUUUGAUGGAAUCUUUCAAGGAGUUGGAGUUGGCUUUUAUAAGUGGUCCAUGUUUCACAAGCAUAUAGUAAGGUUGGCAGUACAAUAGCUUUGUAAACAAGUAUUUUGGUUUCCCUGCGAAUGUCCCGGUUUUCAAAACUCUGCGCUUCAAUCGGGAGAAAGCCGCACUCGCAGAGCUCAGACGAUGCUGGAUUUCGGCAUCAAUAUUGGCCCUUGUGGAAAGGUAGGAGGUAGGAGAAGUGAUCGAUAUUUUCCAACGUUACACCAUUGAGUUGGAUUUGUGGUGCUGCAGAGGGGUUAUUUUGUACUUGUUGAUGCAGCACUUUGGUUUUUUGGAUGUUGAGUGAUAGGCCAAGCUUUUUGUAAGCUUCUGCAAAUAUAUUUAGGGUGGUUUGGAGGUCAUCCUCUGAGCGUGCGCACACUACGUUGUCAUCAGCAUACUGAAGCUCUAUGACGGAAGUUACGAUAACCUUACUCUUUGCUUUCAGCCUGUUCAGAUUGAAGAGCUUUCCAUCUGUUCGUUAUAUGAUUUCUACUCCGGUGGGGAGUUUCCCUUCGACAAAGUGUAGGAUCAUGGCAAUGAAAAUAAUGAAUGGAGUUGGGACAGUAACACAACCCUGUUUAACACCUGAUCCCACUGUGAAUAGUUCACUUUGAGAGCCAUUUUUAUCUGCGAUUGUUGCUGUCAUAUUAUCAUGGAGGAGCCGAAUGAUGUUUACAAAUUUAUCUGGGCAGCCAAUUUUCAGAAGGACAGUCCACAGGGCAUUACGAUUUACAGCGUUGAAAGCCUUAGGUCAAUAAACGCCAUAUACAGGGGUUUAUUGGAGUAAUAAUAAUAAUAGACGUAAGCCCUAUUGCAUUCAAUAGGCUUUACUCCCCGGGAAAUGGGAUUAGGAUUGCAGUCCUGGUUAAUAAUAUUAGAGGUGUCAUGUAGCGCUUUUCUUCAGACCCAGAUAAAAAUGUUGUUAGGAAGCCAGGGGCAACCACUUCACACAGCCAUCAGCAGCCACAAGGAACCAAUUCACAUGUGGAGAGAUUUAAAAUAGACUCCAAUGAGCCAUUUGCCCAGGAUUCAUGUAAAUUGGCUUCAGUGGACGUGCAAGAGAGAAACUGACAGAACAGAAGGUAUUUCUAAUCACACUUUGUACAGCCCUGUUCUUGACUGGUGAAUCUACAAAAAAAAAAAAAAAACAAUGACAGAAGAUAACAUGAGAUACUCUGUUCUUUCACAGAUUCAUUUUAAAAUUUUAAAAGGACAUUCAGCAGCUGUGACCUCCUGUCAAUUCUGUUUUGAUGAAACAAAAGUUCUUUCAGGCUGUUAUGACAGCACAGUGAAACUCUGGGAUAUUGCCGGUGCUGUCUGUGUUCAGACCUUUGAGGGUGAGCACACUGGGCCCAUUUCUGAAUGCUGUCUGAGUCCUGAUAAUAAAAGUGGACUCUAGAGCAGGAUGGCCUUCUGACUUCAUGCCACGUUUCUCACGAUGGCAAAUACAUCGCCUCCAGUUCCGAUUUGGAAAAUUCUUUAUUCAUUUGUGGUUUAGAAGAUGCGAAAAAGGUGGCAUAUGUCAGAGAGUAUCACAGAAGCACAGUGAGAAGAUGUCGUUUUGAUCCUCAGAACCAACGAAUAGCUACAGUGUCAUCUGACAUGUCUUUGAAAUUCUGGGAUAUUAUAGCACAGUCUGCCACAGUCACAAUUGAAGGGGCACACACCAAUGCAAUUGCAGAUUGCCGUUUCUCCUUGGAUGGCCAUUAUUUGUGCACAGCAGGUUGGGAUGAAGUCAUAAAGUUAUGGGAUAUCAGGACUGGGGAGUUCCGUUCUCAUGGACCCAUUAUUUUGGAUCAGGGCCACAUUGGAAUAGUUGGCUGCUGUGAUAUUAGUAAGGAUGCAUCGCUUGUGGUGUCUGGAGGUUAUGACAAAACAAUUGUUAUCUGGGACUCACGAGAGGCAUAUAAAAAGAUAUGUUUAAAGGGUCAUGCAGGUUGGGUGACAGACAUUGCUUUGAGUAGCAACAAGAAGCGGCUUGUAUCUGCCUCAAAGGAUUGUACUUUGAGAGUUUGGGACAUUGCAGAUGCCCAUGAAAUCCCUGUGGUGGUCCAAGCCAUUAGAACAAGAGGCUCCAAGUUAGCAAAGUGUGAAGAAUGUAAGAAGUCUUUCCUGCUCUUCCACAAUGAUGAAGACAAAGUAGAAAUCAAUUGUGUUUUCUGUCGACUGGCAAGUUACAAAGAAAGUGUCCUGCCAGAUCCCCCUCCAUUGCCUCCAUUGCCUCCUGAUUUUUAAAGGAAUCAGCAAGAGGCCAUUGCUGGUAAUUUUUUAAGUGAUAAAAGUUAUUUGCCUGCAUAUACAGAACUCGGAACUGGUUUUUUUUAGUCUUUAAUUACAUACUGAGAUUCCUACGGAAUAGAGUCAUUUGAAGGAUCCACUGUGUCCUGCUGGUUGACAAGCAUAAAAUAAAAAAAUCUGUACUGCCAAGUGGAUUUAUACAACUUCUAGUUCCAUUGUGGUCCUCUCUUGAGCGCAAUUGAAAAAGUUACCCAGUAAUGUGAGAGGAAAGUCGUAUGAAUCUCAAUCUAGUGCGGAACAAUUAAGCAACAUGUGCACCAUUAAGCAACACAAGUCUAGCUGAGAGGUGGAACUUGCAGUAUUCAAAAUUCUGAAAUCCACAUUGGAGCAAUACCUUUAUUAGGGCAAUCAAAAUGCCACAAAAUAGUGUGCAAG
Molecule: messenger RNA, 2769 nt
Organism: Zootoca vivipara (common lizard)
Lineage: Eukaryota; Metazoa; Chordata; Lepidosauria; Squamata; Lacertidae
Source: RefSeq, a predicted model, not a curated record